Messenger RNA from Heterotrigona itama, 2805 nucleotides. NCBI's taxonomy places the organism in Eukaryota, Metazoa, Arthropoda, Insecta, Hymenoptera, Apidae. The record is from the annotation of a GenBank genome assembly.
AUGGCAAAGUAUUGAAAAUAUAAAUAUGUUUAAAAAUGCUUAACGUUUAAUAUAAAAUAAAUUUAUAAAUCAAAAAGUCUCUGUUUCGAAAUUUAUUUUGAAAAAAUUUGAUUACUCGUUAGACACAUACUUUAACUAUAUCUCUGCUUAAUAAAUUUAGUCCCGUAAUAAUUUCGAUUAAUUAGAUGAAAUAGAUAUUUGCUAAAAACUGGAAUACAUGCUCAAUUCGUUCAUCUUCAAGAAGUUUUCUAACCGGUUUUCACGAAACCUUGAACCAUAUAACAUGAUUCAGUUCGAUCUUUUACGCGAAAUGAAGUUUUCCUUGCCAGUUGCUUUCAAAAUACCUUUUUUUUUUCGUGAAUUCUAUGUAUCGAUUCUUCAUUCAAUGAUAUCAAUAUUUAUCAAUUAUUAUUUUGAUUUAAAUAAAAAUCACGAAUAGACAAAAUAUGCAAUCGACAGUGAAAGGUAAAUAAUUUAACUUUACUGAUAUUCUUAAAUUUCACGUUCUCAACUCUCGCUUUAACAUUGAUGAAGAAAAUAUUUUAACGUUUUUAAGAAAAUCAUUGAUGUAACAUUGAAACGAGAAAGAAUCAAUAACAUCUCACAUGUAGGAAUUUUUUACGUACAUUUAGGAAAUUUUCUAACGACAGAAAAAUACAAUUCAAUAACCUGAGAGAGAUAGACUUAACUAAUAUAUAUACCUGCAGUGUAUCUACCUAAUAUAUACCUAUCCAACUUGUCUAUCCCGUCUAACUAUCCAACCAAGAGUUAACUGUAUCUAAUUUUCCUCAAGAUAGAAUUAAAACAAUUAACUUUUCACAUUUAAGAAUUUUUUAUUCACAUUUUAGGAAAUUUUUUAAUGAUAGAUAUGAUUCGGCCAUUCAAAGAUGCAAUAGAGUUAACGACAUAUGUAUAUCUGAUUUACCUCAGGACAAAAUUGAAAAAGGAGAGAGGCAGGUCGAGAAAGGUGAAGGAUAUUACAUGUUGGAAAAAACCUAAGUAAAGAGAAAUUCUGAAAAAGUAUAGGUCACUGAGAAAAGUUUAAUCUUCAAGGUUAUUGCUAAUAACACACUAAUAAUGCGCUGACUAGUUAAUACUUUUGUUAAAUAUACAAGAAAGUAUGAAGCAAAUUAUUUUUUGUGCUCCAGUGAUUUCACAAGACAGGUUUCUUGAGAGGGCUGGGAUUCCCAGAAAUGUAAUAGCAACGCUAAUAAUGUAAUAAAGUAAAAGAAGCAUACAAACUAUAUGACAUAAAUUUAAUUAACUCUAUACUAUGUAAUAUAAUUAAACAAAGAAAUUGUAAUAAUAUAGAAGAUAUUUUCUAUGGUGCGUGCACAGAUGAAAAAAAUAAAACAAAUUUUAUUUCGUAAUUAUGUAAAAUAGAUUCUUCCGUAUCUAGACCCUUAUUAUACAAGCAUCCGGAUGUUCUACUUUCUGAAUGUAAUAUUUAGUAAUAACGUAAUAUCCUGUAUAAAUAAUAUUAUGUUAUUAUACGUAUAUACUGUAAUUCUCAUAUUUGCAAAAAAAUCUUUACUAAAACAUAUUAAACAUGGAAACACAUUUUUUUAUUUUACAGGUAGAUUGUCAGCAAUAUUCAUAGGAGUUUUAACGCUUGUAAUUGGUAUUAUAUUAAGCAGUAUACCUUGGGUAGAUUAUAUCAUAUUAAAGGUAUGUACAAUUCAAAGAAAUAUUAAUUCAAGUUUUUCAUAUUACUAUUACUUUUUGAUUUAUUAUCUUGUUUUAGCAUUUAGUUUCUAUAUCAGUUAUGCAGACUAAUGUUAUGUAGACAUUUAAAAUAGUUAUUAAAUAAUAUUAAACCUAUUUAUCAAGUUUAAUCACUCAAUUAAUUCUUAUCUCAUUAGACUCGCAAUUUUAUUGAAUUAAUAAACAAAUACUGUUUGACAAAUCAUAUGACUUAUAUAGUCAUUAAUAUUUAUCAUGCCACUAGACAAGCACAAUUAUUAUUAAUACGUCCUUUAUGAACGGCAAUAUUUAAUGAUUUAAACAUCUCGAGACGUAAUCAUCGUUUAGAAAAACUUAAUUUCAAGUUUGUUUUUAUGAUUAAUAACAGUGUGAAACGUAAAAAAAUUAUAUAGGAGAUGAAGAAUGAACUGUAAUAAAUUACAACGUUUCAUUGAAAAUAUAUAAAUCGUUAUAAGAAAAAAAUAAAAUAUAAAAAAAUAAAAAUAAAUUUUUAUGAAAAUAAAUUAAAUUUUUAAUUUGACCAAUAAAUAGUUACAUUCAUAUAACGUUCUUCUUUCACAAUAAACAGUAGUAUUAUUAAACGAUAAAUUUACUUCAUGUGCAUAAAUCACGAUUAUUUUUUAAUAUUUCUAAUAUUUUUGAUUUCUCUAGUUCGAAUGUAUCAUAUAUAUACACAAAUCGUAAAAUAAUAUUAACAAAAAGCGGAAAUUAUUUUGUACUUUCACACAGAGAACAAGUUACAUUAACACAUGAUUUAUUCCACUGACAAUGACUCCUACAUCAAUUUUCAAUUAUACUAAGUUCUGAAACUAAGUUUCCGUGUUUAUACUAUUCCAUAUAUCGAUUGUUCUUGUCAAAUCCGAAAAUUUUCAUUUCAUUUUCUUCCUACAAAAUAAAUACAUAUUCAUAUUUUGAAUUAUCAAACAUUUAACAAUUAAACAUGUAGAUAUUACGUGUACAAUAAAUUUUUAAAAGAUAGAUGAAAUUUAAUUGCUUUUUUCGAUUAAAAUACAUAACGUUCAUAUUUUUGAAAUAAAAGUAGAAAAUUAAAAAAUUUAGAAAUUUUAAGUUUAAUUUCAGAAAUUGAAAAAAAAAACAUAA